GUUAUUGAAAAGAAGAGGCACGAGGGAUAAGCAUGAUGUUUACUUGACUUCUGCACGAGGUUACUUCAUAAUGUUUUUGCACAUGCCCCCACUCUUGCUUUCUGGAUUGUUGCAGGUCGUCAAAGCAAAUAGCGUUUAACACAUCGGCUGGCUUUCAGCUGAAAAUAUAAGGACGUACUUUUGUGUUCAGUCUGUUCGUGUCGCAAGAUGGAGCAAAAUGGUGGACGAGAAACCAAAUUCAGGUUUGCAAUCGAUAGAGGUGGCACAUUCACUGAUGUAUAUGCAGAAUGCCCAAAUGGAAAGAUUCGUGUAAUGAAGCUGUUGUCAGAGGACCCAGCAUACCCAGAUGCGCCGACUGAGGCCAUCCGAAGAAUCCUCGCUGAGGAAACAAACUCAGAUUUUCCAGAAGGAAUGCAGGUUGACACAAGAAAUAUUGAAAGUAUAAGAAUGGGAACCACUGUCGCAACCAAUGCAUUGUUAGAGCGAAAAGGGGAGAGGAUAGCACUUGUGAUUACUAAAGGCUUCAGGGACCUUUUACACAUUGGCAAUCAGUCAAGACCAAAUUUAUUUGAUUUGGAAAUUGUGAUGCCAGAUGUUUUAUAUGAAGAAAUUGUUGAGGUUAAAGAGAGAGUUGUUUUUAAGCAGCAAAAAUGUCAGCUCAACAAAGGAGAAAUGACAGUUAGGGGAAAAACAAAUGAAGAGCUUGAGGUUUGGGAAGAGUUAGAUGAAGAACAGUUAAAAAAAGAUUUUCAGGACUUACUUCAAAAAGGAAUUCGCAACCUUGCAGUUGUGUUGAUGCAUGCAUUUUCGUAUGAUUCACACGAGCAAAGGGUUGGUGAAAUUGCAAAAGAAAUGGGAUUUGAACAAGUCUCACUCUCUUCCAACAUUAUGCCGAUGGCGCGUAUUGUACCGAGAGGGUAUACAGCAUGUGCCGAUGCUUACCUCACUCCAUGCAUCAAGAAGUAUGUUCGAGGCUUUUCCCAGGGCUUUCAAAAGAACCUGCAGGGCGUUCGAGUUCUUUUUAUGCAGUCUGACGGUGGCCUUACACCCGUUGACAGGUUCAUUGGAAGCAGAGCAAUUCUUUCUGGACCAGCCGGAGGAGUGGUUGGCUAUGGACUAACAACUUUCGAUCCUGCAGUGAACAAGCCUGUCAUUGGUUUCGAUAUGGGAGGCACAUCAACUGACGUGUCCAGGUAUGCCGGUGCAUACGAACAUGUAUUUGAGACAACAACCGCUGGAGUCAGCAUCCAGGCACCACAGUUGGACAUCAACACUGUUGCUGCUGGAGGCGGGUCCAGACUGUUUUUUCGAGCUGGGAUGUUUGUUGUUGGUCCGGAGUCGGCUGGAGCCCACCCUGGUCCGGUUUGCUACAGGAAAGAUGGCUACCUUGCUGUCACUGAUGCUAAUUUGGUUCUUGGCCGCAUUUUACCAGAAUAUUUUCCAAAGAUAUUUGGUGCUACCAAAGAUAUGCCGUUGGACAAAGAUGCAGCUAUCAAACAGUUUGAAAAGCUAACAAGUGAGAUAAACGAUUUCAGAGCCGCACAGAACGAUCAAAUGCCAUUAUCGAUCGAAGAAGUUGCAAUUGGUUUCAUAAGAGUAGCUAACGAGGCCAUGUGUAGGCCCAUUCGGGCACUUACGCAGGCAAAGGGAUACGACACUGCGAAGCACAUCCUGUCCUGUUUUGGCGGUGCUGGCGGACAACAUGCUUGCUCCAUCGCAGCUUCAUUAGGGAUGUCAGAGAUAUUUAUUCAUAAGUAUUCGGGUAUUUUGUCGGCAUAUGGCAUAGCUCUUGCUGACGUUGUACACGAAGCCCAAGAGCCUUCCGCAGACACAUACAACAAAGAUGCAUUCGACCGCAUUGAUGCCAGAAUUGAUGCACUUAUUGAGCAAUGCAACGCAGAAUUGACAAGACAGGGAUUUUCCAGCGCUCUGAUAUCUUGUGAACCAUUUUUGCAUAUGAGAUAUGAAAAAACUGACUGUGCUUUGAUGUGUUCUGCAUCUGAAAUCAAGAAAGAAGAAUGUGGUAAACACGGUGACUUUAAAACUUCCUUCCUGAAAAGAUAUCAAAUGGAAUUCGGCUUUGUUAUUCCUGACCGGCCAAUCAUAGUCGAUGAUAUUAGGGUGAGAGCCACGGGACGAUCAAAUAUUCAGAUCGAGAAGAAUGUUCCAGAAGCCACUUCACCUCCCAGAGUAGAAACAGUUACAAAAUGUUAUUUUGAAGAGGGCUACCUGAGCACCAAUGCUUACCUUAUGGAGGACUUGACAUUUGGUCACAUGAUAAAUGGACCUGCCAUUAUUAUUGACAAGAACAGCACUAUUCUGGUGGAGCCUGGAUGUCAAGCUGCAGUUACAAAGACUGGAGACAUUCGAGCCCAGAUUCUGUCAAGAAAGGGACAGCACCUCAUUGGAGAAAAAUUAGACCCUAUUCAACUAUCAAUAUUCUCACAUCGAUUCAUGAGUACAGCUGAGCAAAUGGGAAGGGUAUUGCAGAGAACCUCAAUUUCAACGAAUAUAAAGGAAAGGCUGGAUUUUUCUUGUGCAAUGUUUGGACCAGAUGGUGGCUUAGUUGCGAAUGCACCACAUAUUCCGGUUCAUCUUGGUGCGAUGCAGGAAACUGUGCGGUACCAGAUAAAUGCUCUUGGUGAUAGCCUAAAAGAAGGUGACGUCAUACUGAGUAACCACCCAUCGGCUGGGGGCAGCCAUCUCCCAGACCUUACUGUCAUAACUCCAGUUUUCUAUGAAGAGCAUCCACGUCCUGUUUUUUAUGUUGCGAGUCGUGGACAUCAUGCCGACAUUGGUGGCAUCACACCAGGUUCCAUGCCUCCUCAUUCCAAAUCCAUUUUUGAAGAGGGUGCUGUCUUUAUGUCUUUCAAAUUGGUGGAGAAUGGAGUGUUUCAAGAAGAUGCAUUGAUAAACUCUCUGCUACACGAACCCAAGAAGCAUCCAGGAAGCUCUGGCACUCGCAACCUGAGUGACAACAUAUCUGACUUGAGGGCUCAGGUCGCUGCCAAUCAAAAGGGAAUCCAACUAAUCCAGGAUUUGAUAAGAGAGUACGGAUUAAAAGUCGUACAAGAUUACAUGGGAUACAUACAGGAAAAUGCAGAGAUUGCUGUAAGGGAAAUGUUGAAAGAGAUUGCAAAGAAAACCAAAGCCCGAACUGGUAAGACUGACUUAUCAGCCAUUGAUUACAUGGACGAUGGUUCACCAAUCAAGCUCAAAAUCUCGAUCAACGAGACUGAGGGUACAGCAAAGAUCGAUUUUACUGGAACCGGCCACGAAGUUUGGGGUAAUAUCAAUGCCCCGAGAGCUGUUACGCUGUCAGCUUUAAUAUAUUGUCUUCGAUGUAUGGUCGGCCAUGAUGUGCCUUUGAAUCAGGGAUGCUUGGCCCCGGUUGAGGUUGUCAUUCCAAAAGGCAGUUUGAUUGAUCCUUCUGAAACUGCAGCAGUUGUUGGUGGCAAUGUCUUAACUUGCCAGCGAGUUGUCGACGUAAUUUUCAAGGCAUUUGGAACUUGUGCUGCUUCACAGGGGUGCAUGGGCGUCACUACGUUUGGUGAUGACAAGCUUGGAUAUUGUGAGACAGUCGCUGGUGGUGCUGGCGCUGGGCCAGGUUGGCACGGUCGUGGUGGUGUACACACCCAUAUGACAAACACGCGUAUCACAGACCCAGAAAUUCUUGAACGAAGGUAUCCCGUGAUGCUUAGGCAGUUUUCCUUGAACAAAGGAACUGGAGGUAAAGGUGAAUUCUCUGGUGGGGAUGGAAUUAUAAGAGAGCUUUACUUUAGGAAAGAUUUGACGUUAUCAAUUUUGUCAGAAAGAAGAGCUUUUAGGCCAUAUGGACUUGAAGGUGGACUACCAGGGAAACGGGGUCGAAAUUUUCUGAUAAAAUCAGACAACAGAGUGAUCAACUUGCAAGGAAAAGCCUCUGUUCCAGUCCUUCCUGGGGACUGUUUCCGAUUAGAAAGCCCUGGCGGAGGAGGAUAUGGCAAGCCUAUAUCUAGUGAAUCGAAUGACGAAGACCAGCAACUACUCGCAGAUGCGGCAGCUCUCGUUGGAAGCGAAACGACAGAGGCCGAAAAUCCUUCGAAAAAGCGUAAGAUUCAAGAAAGCUCCUCAAAGACCUACACAGAGAGGGGUAGUGUUCAUGAAUAUAGGAGGCUUCAAGAAUCGGUCUAAACGCGUUCAAGCGAAGCAAGUAACUUUUUACAAUUGAAUCUAUUAUUGAUUAUUAUUAGUUGGAUUUUAAGCAUAAUAUGAGGAUACUCACCAGAUGCAUUUAACAACACCAUUAUACAGGCAUUUUUUGCAAAGAAUGCCAAAUAUUAAGUAUCAAACUACCAGAAAAGCCUCUUUUUAUACGGUUUUACGAUGCCUGUAUAUUCCCCCCCCCCAAUUUUUUCAGACCCCCCCCCCAUUUCUCAACGCUCCGCGGUGCCUGUCAUAUCAAUACAAAGAAAAUCCUAACUUUAAAAGAGUUUUCGAUUCAUACGAUAUUUUACACACGUCACACCAACAAAUUCUGUGCAUAGAAAUUGUGGAGAAGGGUGCGGGACAAACAAUGCUGGUUUUCUUGUCCAUUCCACUUUUGCCUGAAUGAUGAAAAGUAAGGUUAACAGUAACUACACGAUUAUUUUAGCACUAGCUUGUAUCGUUCAAUGUAUUCUGUAUUCUGGUCAAUGUCAAUGUAUUCUGGUGCUAUUAACUACCAAUUUUAUCAAAUAUACAUAACUAGUCCGUUCGACAUCGUAUUUUUGAUUACUAAAGUAGAAUUGGGACUUGCUCUAGAUGAUUUUAUAGUAUUUUCUCUCAAUAAACAUAUUUGAAUUUUGAAAUGAAAUUUGUAAUUCUUCA
This is a messenger RNA of Rhopilema esculentum, 4848 nucleotides long. The record is from RefSeq and is a predicted model, not a curated record. NCBI's taxonomy places the organism in Eukaryota, Metazoa, Cnidaria, Scyphozoa, Rhizostomeae, Rhizostomatidae.